This is a messenger RNA of Papaver somniferum (opium poppy), 1679 nucleotides long. RefSeq names its product salutaridinol 7-O-acetyltransferase-like. The transcript has a single exon. The record is from RefSeq and is a predicted model, not a curated record. Bases 50 to 1408 code for a protein of 452 amino acids. NCBI's taxonomy places the organism in Eukaryota, Viridiplantae, Streptophyta, Magnoliopsida, Ranunculales, Papaveraceae.
UCAGCAUCCAUAUAUCUUUCUGAAUUAGUUUGUGAUCUCAAAGACAACCAUGUCUAUUACUGUUAAGGUGAUGUCCAAGGAAACCAUUAAACCCUCAACUCCAACUCCGUAUCAACUUAAAAACUACAGUCUAUCACUCAUCGAUCAACACAUUCAAUCUAGUUUCAUUCCAAUCCUUCUCUUCUACCCAGCGGCUGUUAACGACUCUGGCGGAGAUAAGCAACAUGGUGAUAUUAUUACUUGCCUUCUAAAGAGAUCUCUUUCUGAAACUCUAGUUCACUUUUAUCCACUGGCAGGUAGGAUGAAAGAUAAUAUCGCUGUUGAUUGUAAUGACGGAGGGGUCGAAUUUAUUGAAGUAAAUGUCAGUGGUAGAAUGUGCGACUUUUUAAUGAAGCCAGAUGAACAACUAAGUGGACUUCUUCCCGCUGAAGUUGUUCGAAUGAUUUAUGCUAGAGAAGCACAGGUGAUCAUUCAAGUGAACACGUUCGACUGCCGUUCAACAGCCAUAUCUUUGUGUGUGUCCCACAAGAUUGCCGAUGUAUCUAGCAUCACCACAUUUAUUCGUUAUUGGGCGCAGACAACUAUCGCAGUUGGCAGAAGCACAUCCAUCAUUUCCCCUGUUGUAAGCUCAAAGUUGAUUCCAACUUUUGAAUCGGCGUCUCUCUUCCCACCUAUUAAACAACUAAUAUCCCCAUCAGGGGUAACACCUACAUUACCGGAUUCAAAUCCCUCCGAAUCAGUCAGUAAGAUCAUUAGCAAGAGAUUUGUGUUCGAUGCGAUAGUGAUAAAUUCUGUACGUGAAAAAUUGUUAGCAUUAACAGCAGAUAAAUACAAAUGUCGUAGGCCGACAAGGGUUGAGGUAGUUUCUUCUUUGAUAUGGAAGUCAUUUGUGAAAUUGGCUACCCCUAGUUCUUUACCAGUAAUGGUAAGACAUGCCGUGAACCUUAGAAGGAGACUUGACCCACCAUUACCAGAUGUGUCAUUCGGAAAUCUUAUAGAGUUCACCAAGGAAGUAGUUGGAGCAGCAUCAACAAAAACAACAACCCAAGAGACAACUUGUAGUACUAGUAUGCUAUACGAGGACUUGAAUGAAUUUGUGGGUCAACUAAGGGAAUCGAUAAGUAAAAUGACCAAGGGUGAUCAUGAUUUCGAUGCGGAAAACACUCACUAUGAAGGGAGAUAUUUGUGGAUGAGUAGUUGGUGUAAUUAUGGAUUGUAUGAUAUUGAUUUUGGUUGGGGAAAACCAAUUUGGGUAACUACUGUUGCAACUAUAUUUCCUGACUCGAAGGGUUUCUUUUUAAUGAAUGAUACCCGUUGUGGUGAGGGAGUAGAAGUGUGUGGAAAUUUGGUUGAGGAAGAGAUGUCUAGUUUCCAACUCAACCUGUCGGAUCUCCUUGACAGGAUUUGAGUCGAUUCAUUACUAUCGUUCUUAAGGCAGUGGUCUUUGCAUCAGCUAGUGUUCAUGAGGCCGGAGUUUGACCUCUUUUCCCCACAACCAGCAGACUGUGAGGUUUAGGGGGAUUGUGUGCUAUGUUUAGUGGACUUUUGUGGUCCGGUUUCAUCCAUGUUUAAGCGACUUCAUUUUAGUCUAUAUAGUUUAAAACUAGUUUGUCUUCUCUUUUUAAAUUUUCGUUCCAUAAGUAUUUAGAAAUGGACCUUUUUUUUUUGAAAUAAUUCAG